Messenger RNA from Ctenopharyngodon idella (grass carp), 3250 nucleotides. RefSeq lists its product as uncharacterized. The record is from RefSeq and is a predicted model, not a curated record. The coding region runs from base 1 to 2115 and encodes 704 amino acids. Lineage: Eukaryota; Metazoa; Chordata; Actinopteri; Cypriniformes; Xenocyprididae. The transcript has 9 exons.
AUGCCUCUAUGUGAUCAUUGUGAUAUGGAAUUGAAUGAAAAGAACUUGCGAGUUCACAUUAGAAGAAAGCACACCACAGUUAAAGAGGCCAUCACAUUAGAACGACAUUUACUUUGUCAGGUCAUUGACAGUAAGCAUGGAAUUUUUGCAGUGGCAAAAUCUUUCAGUGCACCAUCAAUUCCCAUCCAUGUUCAAAAAAGGAUUUGGGGUGUGAAUGACAAAGUUAUGUGUGAACUAGACCAAUGUAAUGCUAGUGCUGAUUUUGCACAAAGGAGUGGCCUGAAACCAUUUGAGUGCUGCCAUCUCAUGUCCUUAGCUUUCUGUCCCAAAGAUGAUGGCAAUUCUGUUAAUCUCAAAGAGGAAACCCUAAACGAGAUGGUGAAAGAAAAAUGGUUUGGAGAAAGUAGGAAAGAUGCAUGCAUCGAAAGGCAGUGCAUGGCAAACAAAGAAGAUGUGCCACUUUCUGUAGCGAUCACAUUUGCUGGGCCCUCAACAAAAAAAUAUAUAUCAGUGUAUGAGCCAAAAAUGUCUUAUUACUGCAGACUUGGAAGAGUGACUGUUGUAUAUGACAGUAAGAAGAUCACAUGGGCCUGUCCAUGUAAUAAAACAAAACAGUCAUGUAUUCACAAAGCAAUAGCUAAAUGGCAUUUAUUUCAAAGUCAGAGAGCUCUCUUCCAGAAAGUGAAGACCACCGAAAGGAUUGAUUCCAUGCAGAUACCUCAACAGCAGUCUGAGAGCGUGGAUGACUGUAGUGAUCAUCAGUACCCACCUAAUGAUGAUGGAAUAGAGAGGAUGGUGCACUAUUUGAUGAAAAAUAAAUCUCUGCCUGUGGACCUUCUUCAAAAUUUGGUUAGUGGUCUACAACAUGGAAGUGAAUUUAGACACCAACUAAUUCCUGAAGAAACAUUCUGCUCCGAAUGUGAGGGUAAUCAUGUUCUAAGUGACCCAAUUAUUAUAACCUCACGAGCAAAGAUUCUGACCUUUACUGGGGUAGUUGAAGGAAUUUCAACUUACUACAAAGUAUGUAGCAACUGCAGCAUGAUGUACAGAUACCAGGAAUUCACUGAUGGUAUCCAUAACUUCAGUGACCACCUUCUGCUUUCUCUUCACUUGUGUGUAAUUCUUCGCAAUGCUCUUCAGAAUCACACUGCUGUUAGCAGAGUAAUGAGCAUACUUGAAGCCACUGCCAAAGCAAAAUUCCCCAGCAAAGACACAGUGCUCCAUGGUUACCUUCACUUUGAAGCCUUGAGUAGCCAUGUUUAUUCUUACCCCUGCAUCAAUUGUGAAUGUGGAUUGGACACAAAGGGUUCAAGGAUGGAUCUUGUGUUACGUUUGCAAACAGAGAUGCAAAACCGCUCUGCGUACGACAAAAUCUUCCAGCAGAUUUGGGGUGCUUCUGGUGGCUGGGCAGUCAUUACAUGUCCAUGUGGAAUAGUGUAUUCCAUCAAAUUCAACAUAAGAGCAGAGUCUCCCAGAGACUUUGCGGACUUGCUGCUGAGUUGGAAGCACUUUCCUAAUGUUGUAAUAUACGACUUUGCUAGAGGACUUGCAGCACACGUUAAUCUUCGUGAAGCAGAUUCUCUACCUUUCAGUCCCCAUGAAGGGAGACUUGCUGAACCAACUACAGCAAAUAUCCAGCUAGCAAAAGAAGGCAAGCUCAAAGUUAAUCUACCAUGGUUGAAAAAUAAGAAGGAGGAGGAGGAUACCAACUGCCAUCCUUUGACAGGAUCAUCAGAGCAUUAUACUUUGUAUGACAGAUUCCAUGAAUUCAACACCAAAGACCCAAGAGAUGCUCUUAGGAGAGUCCAAGUAGUCCCAGAACUUUGUGGAUGGGUAAAUACUCAAACCGCAGAGCAACUUUUUGCUGCAAUGUGCAAAAACAGUUAUUUCCUGAACAUUCUCACGUCACCAGGACACACAUUUUUGAUGCGCAACAUCAUUCACCAUUAUAACACAGCACAGAAUAAGAACGUGGAGGACAGCCUAAGAAAAGUUGUAUCACCAAGUGAUCAGUUAACCUUCAAUGGUUAUGGUCAGAUAGUACUUGGUAAGUUUUUUUUGUUUGUUUGUUUGUUUGUUUUUGUUUUUUUAUAUAUAUCUUACAAUGACUAUUAAUUUUUUCAUGUAUUGUAAAAAUCACUUUGUCUUAUGUUGUAUGUGAAGGUACACCUCCACAGUCCCUAAAUGAUAGUGAGAGACUCAACUGUGAUAUUACACAAAUAGACCAAGUACACUGCACUUGCAAAAUCUCACUUCACUUAAUAAAUACAGUUGGAUCAUAAUAUUUUGUCUCUUUUCAGACCCCAGCCAAGGUUCAGUGAUGGGCAUGACAGCCCUACGAAAUGUGCAGCCAAACAGGGCAUGCUGGAUGCAUCCACAAAGCAGUGACCAAAUGAAGAUGAUAAAAAAUGCUUUAAAUGAAAAGGAAUCACAACAACAAUUUUUGGCUCAAGUAGGAGCAACAAUUCUGGACAGAUCAGAUUUUAUUACCUUGGGACAUCCAAAUGAUGUUGAAGGGACUAUUUUAAAUGCCUGCCUUUCAAUGGUCAGAGAUAUUGCUGACUUAAAGGACCAUAUAGCAGAAUGUGACUUCAUCUUACUGCCUUCCUGGGCAUCAAACCAUUGGAUGAUAUGUGUAAGUCUAUUGUGUUUAAAUAAUUAGUUCUCCUUAAUGCAAGUAACACUGAGAUAUGUUGACAUAACUAACAGUUGUAUCUACCAAGAAUCAUUUAAUAGAACCAGUUUUACAGAUCAUGAAACCAAAAAGCAGAGAGAUGUAUUUGCUUGAUUCACUGUACGGCACUGACUUCAGCGAUUGUCGUUACAUUGAUCCCUACAGGUUUUUUCAGAAAAAAAUAUUAAGAGUUCAAAAGAAGUUCAGGAUUAUGGUAGUUCUGUUUUGUGCCAUACAUCCUUCUGCAUGCAUUUUGUUUUUUGGUUUAUGGCUCAUUUUUCAUUGAUGCUUAAACUAUUUAAAUCUACCUUAUCGUUGGAAUUAUAUUUUAUAGUUCAAAGAUACAAUUGUUUAAACAAUGAUAAAUGAGCCAAGAAUUUGUUUGGGGUUGUUCCACCCCAGUUUGUUUGUUUAUUAGUAUUUCAUUAUUAUUUUUAGUCCAUUUUUGUUUUAAUUGUUGUUGUUGUUGUUGUUUAAAUGUUUUGUAGAAUACUUGCACAGCAACUACAUCCUGGGCCGUGGAAAGAGUAUGGACGUGAUGAUCUCAACGUAAGCAGUUUUCUUGUUGCCAUCACU